This is a messenger RNA of Salpingoeca rosetta, 1938 nucleotides long. RefSeq lists its product as uncharacterized. The record is from RefSeq and is a predicted model, not a curated record. NCBI's taxonomy places the organism in Eukaryota, Choanoflagellata, Craspedida, Salpingoecidae. The transcript has 6 exons. Bases 1 to 1938 code for a protein of 645 amino acids.
AUGGCCCAACUCAUUUCGCAAACGCACUGGAGCUUGUCUUACGCUUCAUCCUCUCCCUCAUCAUCAUCGUCGUCGUCAUCCUCGUCAUCAACAGCAGCGGUCGCAGCACCAUCGGCAAACACUGCUGCACCACCAGUAUCACUCUCAGCGUAUGCAGCGCUUGCAGACAGGCAGCUUGGGACGGACGAGAUUCACAUGCUCGGCUGUCGGCUGUGGCAUCGAGGGUUGGGCGGGCUUUUGAAUCCAAGCGCGCUUCAGGGCAAUGACGACGAUGCUCGCAACCACCGCCGGUUCAAGAUACAUCACGUUCCGGGCCACUGGGUGCUGUCUGCGUCAUACGACGGCACGGUGUACGUGGCAGACUCAUCAACGCAGUCUUCCACCGAGGACAGACAGCGGUGCCUGGGCCACCAGCUGCGCAAGCUGUACAACAUCGAGGCAGACCACGUCGUGCACCUCAGGGAUGUGCCACAGCAGCAAGACAGUGUGUCGUGUGGCCUGUUUGCGCUGGCUUACGCCACACUGCUGGCUGCUGGCCUGCAUCCACUCGACUUGAACAGCGUCAGCAUGACGGUACACCAGCUGCGCACGUGGUACUUGCAGUGCGUGGCUGAUCGGGAGCCAGAUGUUGUGGAGGCGCUGCUCAUGAAGCUGCUACAAGAGGCACAACUCGACGACAACAACAACAACGACGACGACAACGACGACGACGACAAUGACGACGACGACAACGGCCUUGAGUCGCCACUCCACCAGCGACGCUGCCUUUUUGUCUUGCAGAGGCAACGGUCCCUCCACUUGCAGCCGACAAGAGAAGAGGAUCGAAUGGCCUUCUCUGCCACAAGCGGCGAGGUGCAACAACUCUGCAGCUUCAGCAAGAGCCCCCACCACCCUUUCCAAGCAUACACCACGCCGGGCGCCGAGUUGGAGACGGAGAUAGCACAAGCCAUCGCGGAUCUGCACCUCGGCGACGACGGUCCCCGUGACACGAGGGACGUUCUAAACCACGACGCUCGCAGCUUGCAGCAGUUCCUGGCCCAGAUCAUGGACAGGAAGGCGGGCUGGGACGAGAACCCACGCAACCGAGCCAUUCAACGAGGAGCCAGCCUGCACGGCGGCUACGAGUGGCUCCUGGCCCUGCCCAGCUGCAAGGACCUGCGGAUGUCGGACAAGGUGUUUCGGUUUGCUCUUAGCCAGCGGAUUCGGACACCUUGUUCCGAGUCGCGCGCAUCAGGCAGCUGCUACUGCUGCGGGCGUGAGAUGAAGCUGGACCACGCAGAAGUCUGCGACUCCACAAGAACGGGCCGGCACGACUACAUGCAGAGCGCCAUCUCCCGGGCCUUCAUGCAGCUCAACCGCCGCGCGACACAAGAGCCCUCCGGCUUCCCAGGCGCAGGCGGCAAGCGCGGUGACAUCCUCAGCUUCGACAAGCCGCCAAAGUCAACCUCUACGCGGCGUCGCAGGCGGAAACAACGCAAGAUCAAGAAGUACCCAGGCCCAUCCUACGCCGACCAGGGCGACUUCACAUUUGUGCCGAUUGCGAUCGAGGCUGGCUCGGGCGCCUGGGGCUCGAAGUUCCGGAAGUUCUUCAGCAGCGACCUUAUGUCCACGACGGACCCACAAACACCACCACACGUGCGCACUUGUACCUCCAUGCACAGCAGCACGUACUGGCGGCAAGUGUUGUCCAUCGCGAGAUGCAAGGCUGAGUGCUACGCGAACCUCCGGUGCAUCGGCCAGAUGCCUCACGACAAGCGGGGCAAAAAACCAGCCGGGCUCGGUCCGGGAGAGAGACACACGCACUCCCCGCCAGAGCACCCAGACGGUACAGCGGACGCGCGCUCAAGCCCAGCGCAACCACCAACAGGACAAGCGCACCCGCAAGCGCAAGCAUCCGCAGACCACACCCCCCGACCACAGCGGCCAACGCAGCAAUGA